Molecule: messenger RNA, 1500 nt
Organism: Brassica napus (rape)
Lineage: Eukaryota; Viridiplantae; Streptophyta; Magnoliopsida; Brassicales; Brassicaceae
Product: E3 ubiquitin-protein ligase makorin
Exons: 8
Coding region: 294-1178 (294 amino acids)
Biological process (GO): protein polyubiquitination
Molecular function (GO): metal ion binding; ubiquitin protein ligase activity
Source: RefSeq, a predicted model, not a curated record
UUUAUUACAUGGAGCAGAGACUACAUAUUUCAUCACAAAGAACAAAUGGUGGGUUUUGUUUUGUUUAGCAGUUUAAUUAAAAAAGAGAGAGGAUAAUUUAGUAAAAAAAAAGAAGAAGGCGAAAAUGGAGAGAGGAGAGGUGGUGGAGGGUGAUGAAUCGCGCUCUAUCCUCAAAAACCGUAGAAAAAUCGUCUGAAAAAUCCCCCCUAAAAUAUAUAAAAAAAAGCUUCUCCCUUUCCUUUUAGAUUCUUCUCUUUUGUCUGAAUCCCUUUUUUCCCUCGCACAAUCCCGAGAUGUCCGACAGGAUACUCUGCAAGUUCUUUGUCCAUGGCUCGUGCUUAAAAGGAGAAAACUGCGAAUACUCCCACGACUCCAAGCACCACGCCAAUAACGUCUGCACAUUCUACCUGAAAGGAAUCUGUUCAUACGGAACCAGAUGUAGAUACGAACAUGUCAGGACCUCUAAACGAGACGGGGACCACAAAGCCCUUAACCUUUGUUACACCCACCCAAGAGAACACCCGAUCUGCUCCUUCGCCGCCGCCGGCGACUGCCCUCGAGGCAGCCAGUGCCCCCACAUGCACGGAGACGUCUGCAGCACCUGCGGGAAGAAGUGUCUGCACCCUUUCAGACCCGAGGAGCGAGAGGAGCACACCAAAGAGUGCGAGAAGAAGCAGAAGCACAUCGAGGCGUUGAAGAAAAGUCAGGAGAUUGAGUGUAGCGUGUGUUUGGAUCGUGUCUUGUCGAAAGCCACUCCGGGGGAGAGGAAGUUCGGGCUGUUGACGGAGUGUCACCAUCCGUUUUGCAUACAGUGUAUUCGUAACUGGCGUAGCAGUGCUCCUGUUUCGGGAAUGGAUGUGAACAGCACGUUGAGGGCUUGUCCUAUUUGUCGUAAGCUGUCGUAUUUCGUUGUGCCGAGUGUUGUCUGGUACUCUAGUCCUGAAGAGAAGAAGGAGAUUAUUGAUAUAUACAAGGCAAAACUCAGGUCUAUUGACUGCAAGCACUUCAACUUUGGUAAUGGGAGCUGCCCAUUUGGUGGAAGUUGUUUCUACAAGCAUGCAUAUACUGAUGGUAACUUGGAAGAAGUUGUGGUACGGCAUCUUGGUUCUCAAGGAGAGACUGUAAUAGCAGACAGUGUGGCCGGGCUAUCUGAGUUCCUUGGUCGGGUGCAUUUAUAAAAAAAAAAACACUUUCCUAAAUAAUGAAUAAGACAGGAGGCUGAUGACAACCAUCUUCUCUUUCCAAAAGCAUUUGAUUCUCGUUGACAAUCCCUUGAAACAUUAGAUAUGAAGACAAGCUCAGAGAGGGAUAAUAGUUCAAAACAUAUUAGGAGACGGAAGAAAACUCAUUUGUAAAUAAUAUUUAGAUAGGUGAUGCCACUACAGUAAAUGUAAAUAAAUAACAAGAUUGUUUGAUCAAAGCAUGCUACCGUACCAUUCAUGUGAUGUAAAUAAAACCUUUCGUGAAAAGAUUUAUAUGGAGAUUCAGAUUCUGAGUUUC